GUCAUAUAGUUUUUGGUGUUCUUGUUCGCUCGUAUAGUUAUCACUUGACUGAAAAAAUGGUGAAAGCAAAAGUUUAUAAAUAUGUUAAAGAGUUCGAAGGUACACCAAAAAAAUCCGACUUCAAAGUUAUAGAAGAGGAAUUGCCUGAACUUAAAAAUGGAGAAUUUCUGGCGGAAGCUACUUACCUUAGUGUUGACCCUUAUAUGAGAGCACAUCCCGAUGCUGUAGGUGAAACAAUGGUGGGAACACAAGUGGCUAAAGUAAUUAAAAGCAAAAACCCGAAGUUUCCAGUGGGCAAGCUCGUCGUAGGUGGAUUCGGUUGGAGGUCCCAUACCAUUUCUAAUGGAGAUGAAGAGGCUUUCCUAGGAAAACCCUACGUCCUUCCAGAUAUAGGUGAUCUCUCACCAUCAUUGGCACUUGGUGUGCUGGGAAUGCCUGGAAACACAGCUUACUUUGGUUUACUGGAACUGGGUAAGCCUAAGUCUGGAGAAACAGUGGUCGUUUCUGGAGCAGCUGGUGCUGUAGGCAGUAUUGCAGGCCAAAUAGCCAAAAUUAAAGGCUGCAAUGUGAUAGGAAUCGCAGGUUCAGAUGCCAAGGCGAAAUGGCUGGUGGAUGAGCUGGGAUUCGAUCACAGUAUCAAUUACAAAACACAAAACGUCCAUGAAGAAUUGUCGAAGAUGGCUCCAAAAGGGGUUGACUGCUAUUAUGACAAUGUUGGAGGAGAGAUAAGUGAUACCGUACUGAAACAUAUGAAUGUAUUUGGAAGAAUUGUAGCAUGUGGAGCAAUCUCCCAAUAUAACAAUAUUAAUACCAUUUUUGGAUACAACCAAACCACCAUUGUAUUCUCGCAAUUGACUAUAUAUGGAUUCGUAGUCAACAGAUGGUUGGACAGAUGGUUGGAAGGAAUAGUCCAAAUGGCGGAAUGGGUGAAACAAGGGAAAGUGAAGUACCAAGAAACAUUAACCGAUGGAUUCGAUAAUAUGGUCGAUGCCUUCGUCAAUAUGUUAACUGGUGGCAACGUUGGAAAAGCUGUCGUCAAAGUGUAACAUCAUCUAUGAGAAAAGGCGAUUCGAAUAGAAGAACUUUCCGAUAUUUAUAUGAGUUGAUAUAUAAAGAAUUGAAUAUUG
Messenger RNA from Phaedon cochleariae (mustard beetle), 1127 nucleotides. The record is from the annotation of a GenBank genome assembly. Lineage: Eukaryota; Metazoa; Arthropoda; Insecta; Coleoptera; Chrysomelidae.